This is a messenger RNA of Sugiyamaella lignohabitans, 3021 nucleotides long. It is a transcript of the gene THO2, whose product is annotated as Tho2p. Gene Ontology annotation, biological process: mRNA export from nucleus; mRNA processing. The record is from RefSeq and is a predicted model, not a curated record. Bases 1 to 3021 code for a protein of 1006 amino acids. Lineage: Eukaryota; Fungi; Ascomycota; Dipodascomycetes; Dipodascales; Trichomonascaceae. Gene Ontology annotation, cellular component: THO complex part of transcription export complex. The transcript has a single exon. Gene Ontology annotation, molecular function: mRNA binding.
AUGGAAAGGCGACCAGUUACUAACGUUAGACAGUGGCAUCCUUUAUUGAGGGAAAUUAUUUCUUCAAUUCCUGAUGUUCUGCCAAAAUCAGAAUGGGAUUUCUUAAAGCCCGGAUUCUAUGUAACAUUUUGGCAGUUGUCGUUGUAUGAUGUGCAAUAUCCAGAAGACAAGUAUGAAGUCGAGCAGAAACGGUUGACAGCAGCUGUGGCCACAGUUUCUUCUUCAAUUACCACCCUGGAGAAGAGUCGUAACUCUGACUCGAGUCAGAUCAGACAGAAGAGAGCAGAGCGUGAACAGCUCAUGGCACAAGGUACAAAGCUGAUUGCAGAGUCUAAACGUCAUGCUUUACAUUAUAGCAAAUCGAUCGCUAGAUUGCAGGCAGAAAAAGACUUGUGGUUCAGCCAGGAUGCUUCUGAUUCAGAAGCUGCUCCUGAUUCAUCAGAAUCGGUACCUGGUAAGAUAAGACGAAGAAACCAGAGCAAGCAACUUUUAGCUCAUUGUUUACUUCCGCGAGCGAUUCAUUCGCCUGUAGAUGCUAUGUUUUGUUCACGUUUUAUUGAGUUAUUACACGGACUUGGUACUGAGGGAUUCUCUACAUUGCAAUUUUUCGAUGCUCUAUUUUCAGACGACAUGCUCUAUGCUACUUUAUUGACGUGUACUCCAUAUGAAGCAGAAAACUUGGGUAUUUUCUUGUCUCAAGUAUUCACAGUGUUGAGUAAAUGGCAUGCAAGCGAAGAAGUGUAUACCGCUCAAGGACUGGGUGAGAGUAUUGGAAAGGGCGAAAAUGACGAAGAGAUUGUUAAAUAUCUUCCAACAAUGAGGCUGAAAUAUGAAGGAGAUAACCUGACAUAUUUGGCCUAUGAAGAUUUCAAGCGUAUUCUCGGUAAAUGGCAUCGUUCGACUGCUGCUACUGUUAUGGGUUGUUUAGAGAGUAAGGACUAUAUGCAUCGUCAUAAUGCUAUUACCAUGCUUAAAAAUGUGAUGGGAGUGUUCCCUAUUAUUGAGCACCUAGCAUGGGAAAUCUGUGACUUACUUGAAACUAUUGGCAAGGAAGAAGAUCGUGAAGACUUGAAACUGGCAGCCACAGCACUUGCUGGCCACUUGAAUUCAAAAUCAAAAGAAUGGAUUCCAAUGGAUAAAUUCCAAUUAGUAACGGACGAUAUGAAGAGACAGUUGGAUUUGGCUAAAGAAGAACGACUUCGCAAGAAGGUACUUGCAAAUUCUCAACAGCAACAACGACAGAAUCAGCAACAGACUCCCACGGCUCCAGCGUCAUCGCUAGCAGCUUCGGCGUCUUCCCAACCCACUGGUCCUGCAUCAUUAGAAUCAAGAACUCGAGAUUCACGCGGUGGAACUCCAUUGGGACCACAGGCUCUGCAGUCUAAGGGGGCUACUAAUGAAAAUUCUAAGGAAGGACGAGAUGAAACCAGAGGUAGAGACUCGAAACGUGCCUCAGCUGUUAAUACACCCUCGGACACACCUCGAAAUAGGUCACCCAGACGAACUUUAUCGCCCUCUGGUGGUCGUAUGGACUACAGAGAUCGGGAUCGUGACCGUAAUACCCGAGGAGCUGGUGGUCGUGACAGACGAGAUGACCGUGCAGGAGGAAGAGAAUGGCCCUCACGAGGUGACCAAUGGGACCGUCGAGAAAACCGAAAAGAAGACGUUGGUGAGUCUGACGGGCCAGCUCUUUCUAGAACUGCUUCGCAGAACCAAAAUCGUGGUAGAAAUUUGCGUGAUGGAAAGGAGCCUGCUAGGAGAGAUGGAAGAGAUGGACCAAGAGACGGACCAAGAGGCGGACCAAGAGAUGGUGGAAGAGACGGCGGGAGAGAUGGACCAAGAGACGGUCCAAGAGACGGUCCAAGAGAUGGUCCAAGAGACGGUGGAAGAGAUGGACGAGACAGUGGACGAGAUCGCGAUCUGGUUGACAACAAAGAACCAACUGGACCCAGAGACCAAAGGUUUCAAAGAAAUGGUCGAGACUUUAAAGAGUCUGAACAAGGAGAAUCCAAGAACCAACGUAAGGACCAACGGAUGCAAAGAUUACAAAAGAGUCUUCUCGAUAGCAGCAACGACCGACCUGAAUCGUCACGAGACCAACGUAACAGCGGUGGUAGACAGUCUGAUCUGUUAGACACAACAAGAGGACCAUCUCAAGCAGCCUCUAGACCUGACAGCAACGACAGAUCACGCAACAACGAUUCAUCUGGAUCAGUAAAUUCAAUUCCUUUGGGUCCAAAAAAGAUAGCAUCCAGAGGACAAAAGGAUAAAGAUGAGGGUCCGCCACCACCAGCAUCAUCUUUGUCAGUUGGUGAUGAAAGGAGAAAUAACAGGGAAUCCCGCGAACGCGAGCGUGAACAACGUGAACGAGAAAGAGAACGGGAUCGUGAUCUCAGAGAACGUGCAUGGGAUAAAGACCAGGGACCAGAUCAACGAGACCGUGAUCGUGAUCGUGAUCGUGACCGCGACCGCGACCGCGACCAGCGGAACCAGCGUGAACCCUACGGACGUGACCAUGGACGGGGUCGUGAUGUAGACCGUCGUGACCACGGUCGUGACACUUUACGAAACGGUCGUGACCGAGAUUCCCGUGAUACUCGUGACUCCCGUGACUCCCGUGACGCCCGCGAUUCUCGAGACCGUCAUCGAAACCUAACCGGUUCAACAUCCGAACAACAACCUCUACCACUACAUCCACCUUCUGAAGCGCCAAAUGACCAAACAAACGACAGACGACGUUCUGGCUACCGAGGAAGAGGUCGUGAUGUCAGUGAUGACCACAGCACCGCCACUUCACUACCUCCUCUACCACCACCAUCCGACCCACCUGCUGCUGCACCUCCAUCAACCGGUCCCUCUUCCGCUCCCGGACCGAGCAAUGGCGGUCGCAGCUACCAACGACGCGGCCGAGACGGGCGCGAACGCGAAGACCCCAACUAUCGCCGAACCAAACGCCGAGCCGAAGACGACUCGGCCAACCAGUCCCAAACCGACCGCGAAAAGCGCAUGCGCAAAAAGUAG